Messenger RNA from Tauraco erythrolophus (red-crested turaco), 758 nucleotides. The record is from RefSeq and is a predicted model, not a curated record. NCBI's taxonomy places the organism in Eukaryota, Metazoa, Chordata, Aves, Musophagiformes, Musophagidae.
AUGUCUCCUGCCGCUGCAGAGCGCAUCACGCAGACGGUGGAGAUCACCAAGCACGUGGUGGACAUCGAGGAGAAGGGUGUCAAACUGCGCCUCACCAUCGUGGACACACCAGGCUUCGGCGACGCCGUCAACAACACCGAGUGCUGGAAGCCAGUUGCCGACUACAUUGACCAGCAGUUCGAGCAGUAUUUCCGAGAUGAAAGUGGCCUCAACCGGAAAAACAUCCAGGACAACCGUGUCCACUGCUGCAUCUACUUCAUCUCGCCCUUUGGCCACGGGCUCCGGCCCCUGGACGUGGAGUUCAUGAGAGCCCUGCACCAGCGGGUGAACAUUGUGCCUGUGCUGGCCAAGGCUGACACCCUGACCCCUGCCGAGGUGGCGCGCAUGAAGAACAAGAUCCGGGAGGAGAUCGACCACUACGGCAUCCGCAUCUACCAGUUCCCUGAGUGCGACUCAGACGAGGAUGAAGAGUUCAAGCUGCAGGACCAGGCACUGAAGGAGAGCAUCCCCUUCGCUGUCAUCGGCAGCAACAUGGUCGUGGAGGCCAAAGGCCGGCGCGUCCGUGGGCGCCUCUACCCAUGGGGCAUUGUGGAAGUGGAGAACCCAUCCCACUCCGACUUCGUGAAGCUGCGGACGAUGCUGGUGAGGACCCACAUGCAGGACCUCAAGGACGUGACACGGGAGAUCCACUACGAGAACUACCGGACGCAGUGCAUCCAGAGCAUGACCCGCAUGGUGGUGAAGGAGAGGAACCGCAA